Aspergillus clavatus NRRL 1 is the source of this 726-nucleotide messenger RNA. RefSeq lists its product as uncharacterized. The record is from RefSeq and is a predicted model, not a curated record. Gene Ontology annotation, molecular function: misfolded protein binding; ubiquitin-specific protease binding. NCBI's taxonomy places the organism in Eukaryota, Fungi, Ascomycota, Eurotiomycetes, Eurotiales, Aspergillaceae. The coding region runs from base 1 to 726 and encodes 241 amino acids. Gene Ontology annotation, biological process: endoplasmic reticulum unfolded protein response. The transcript is spliced from 4 exons. Gene Ontology annotation, cellular component: endoplasmic reticulum membrane; Hrd1p ubiquitin ligase ERAD-L complex.
AUGGAUCGUUUUUGGGCUGCUCCUCCUGUCACAAGGACACUCGUGGCACUAACAUUUGCUCAAUCUGCUUUGGUUUAUGGUGGCCUUCUGAGCGGAUAUCAUGUGAUAUUCAUUCCACAACUGAUCUUCAAGGUUCUACCUCAGUUAUGGAGGUUGGGUUCGCCAUUCCUUCUCACAGGAUCUGGCCUAUCCUUCAUAUUUGAUCUUUACUUCAGUACGACAUCUUGUUGGACUGGCUCUCCUCGCUUCAGCUCGCCAGGCGACUUUUUCACAUAUGUGUUCUUUGUAGCCUUUGUCAUUGUGGUAACCUUGAUUCUGGCGUUUGUCUAUACAUAUGCGCAAGAAAACCGGGGUAAUAAGGCAACCUUUUUCGUGAUCCAGAUUCCCAUCGAACUCUUGCCUUGGGCGAUGCUUGCGCUCACUCUGGUUCUUGCCGGAUGGCCUGCCGCCCUGAGCGAAAGCAUGGGGAUUGUCGCCGCGCACAUGUAUGAUUUCCUCACGCGACUUUAUCCGACCUUUGGCGGUGGGAGAAAUUACCUUACCACGCCAAAUUUCGUCAGAAGAUUCUUCGCCGGCUACGCCCCACGUGGUGGAGAGUAUCAAGCUUAUGGAACCGCGUAUCGGCCAGGGCAGCAAAAUCGUGAGCCUUCUUCAAGCGGAUGGGCUUCGUCGUUCCAGAGAACUUGGGGUGGAAGAGGUCCGGGGCGGAGACUUGGAGAUAGUUAG